Molecule: messenger RNA, 1434 nt
Organism: Orycteropus afer afer
Lineage: Eukaryota; Metazoa; Chordata; Mammalia; Tubulidentata; Orycteropodidae
Gene: TRIM72
Product: tripartite motif containing 72
Exons: 6
Coding region: 1-1434 (477 amino acids)
Molecular function (GO): protein binding; zinc ion binding
Source: RefSeq, a predicted model, not a curated record
AUGUCGGCCGCACCCGGCCUCCUGCACCAGGAGCUGUCCUGCCCGCUGUGCUUGAAGCUGUUCGACGCUCCCGUGACGCCCGAAUGCGGCCACAGCUUCUGCCGCGCUUGCCUGUGCCGUGUGGCUGGGGAGCCGGCGGCGGACGGCACCGUGCCCUGUCCAAGCUGUCAAGCACCCACGCGGCCGCAAGCGCUCAGCACCAACCAGCAGCUGGCGCGCCUGGUAGAGGGGCUGGCGCAGGUGCCGCAGGGCCACUGCGAGGAGCACCUGGACCCGCUCAGCAUCUACUGCGAGCAGGACCGCGUGCUCGUGUGCGGUGUGUGCGCCUCGCUCGGUUCGCACCGCGGCCACCGCCUGCUGCCCGCCGCCGAGGCCCACUCGCGCCUUAAGACGCAGCUCCCCCAGCAGAAACAGCAGCUGCAGGAGGCGUGUAUGCGCAAGGAGAAGAAUGUGGCCGUCCUGGGGCAUCAGCUCAAAGAGGUGGAGGAAACAGUGCGUCAGUUCCGGGGGGCCAUAGGGGAGCAGUUGGGCAAGAUGAGGGUGUUCCUGGCUGCAUUGGAGGGCUCGUUGGACCGUGAGGCAGAGCGUGUGCGGGAAGAGGCUGGGGCCGCCCUCCGGCGGGAGCUGGGGGGCUUGAACUCUUACCUGGAGCAGCUGCGGCAGAUGGAGAAGGUGCUGGAGGAGGUAGCUGACAAGCCACAGACUGAGUUCCUCAUGAAAUAUUGCCUGGUGACCAGCAGAUUACAGAAGAUCCUGGCAGAUUCGCCACCUCCUGCCCGCUUGGACAUCCAGUUGCCUAUCAUCUCAGAUGACUUCAAAUUCCAGGUGUGGAGGAAGAUGUUCCGGGCUCUGAUGCCAGCGUUGGAGGAGCUGACCUUUGACCCGAGCACAGCGCACCCGAGCCUAGUAGUGUCAUCGUCAGGUCACCGUGUGGAAUGCUCGGAGCAGAAGGCGCCGUCGGCCGGCGAGGACCCGCGGCAGUUCGACAAGGCCGUAGCGGUGGUGGCCCACCAGCUGCUCUCCCACAACGAGCACUACUGGGAGGUGGAAGUGGGCGACAAGCCACGCUGGGCACUUGGCGUGAUUGCGGCAGAUGCCAGUCGCCGUGGCCGGCUGCACGCUGUGCCCUCGCAGGGCCUCUGGCUAGUAGGGCUUCGCGAAGGCAAGAUCCUGGAGGCACACGUCGAGGCCAAGGAGCCACGCGUGCUGCGCACAGCGGAGAGGCGGCCAACGCGCAUAGGUAUCUACCUAAGCUUCAGCGAUGGCGUCCUUAGCUUCUACGAUGCCAGCGACACAGAUGCGCUCGUGCUGCUCUUUGCCUUCCACGAGCGCUUGCCGGGGCCGGUGUACCCCUUUUUCGACGUGUGCUGGCAUGACAAGGGCAAGAACGCGCAGCCGCUGGUGCUAGUCAGGCCAGGUGGAGAGGAGGCCUGA